Molecule: messenger RNA, 5431 nt
Organism: Homarus americanus (American lobster)
Lineage: Eukaryota; Metazoa; Arthropoda; Malacostraca; Decapoda; Nephropidae
Gene: Hem
Product: membrane-associated protein Hem-like
Exons: 26
Coding region: 66-3440 (1124 amino acids)
Biological process (GO): neuron projection morphogenesis; cortical actin cytoskeleton organization; cell morphogenesis
Cellular component (GO): SCAR complex
Source: RefSeq, a predicted model, not a curated record
UAAGAACUGCAGGUACACCCCGCCGAGUGUUUGGGUGGAGGCCUUAACAUGACGACCUGGUGAACAUGGCAAGGAACCUCUCACCAACACAGCAGAAGAUUGCUGAGAAGCUCUCCAUUUUAAAUGACAGGUGUUCCGGCAUACUUACUAGAAUCUACAACAUCAAAAAGGCAUGUGGGGAUGCAAAAUCCAAACCAGCAUUCUUGUCUGACAAAAGUCUGGAAUCAUGUAUCAAACACAUCGUCAGAAAGUUUCCCAGCAUCGACAGCAAGUCGUUACAAGCCUUGACCAAUGUGCGGACAGACAUCAUGAAGUCCCUCUCCCUCUACUACUACACAUUUGUUGACCUCCUUGAUUUGAAAGAUCAUGUUUCUGAACUCCUUACAGUUAUGGAUGCCUUGGGGAUGUCAGAGUCACUUGACAUUAAUGUGAACUUUGAACUAGCUAAGAGCUACUUGGACCUUGUAACGAACUAUGUAACUUUGAUGAUCCUUUUGUCACGAGUGGAGGAUCGCAAGGCUGUGCUAGGACUCUUUAAUGCUGCUCACGAAAUGGUCAAUAAUCAGGGAGAUCCAAGUUUUCCACGUCUUGGUCAAAUGAUAACGGAAUAUGAAAGUCCGUUGAAGAAAUUGAGUGAAGAGUUUGUUCCCCAUGCCAAGCUUCUAUCUGUUGCUCUCAGCUCGCUUUGGAUUCUCUACCCACGGAGAAAUCUACGAGCAGAACAGUGGAGGGCAGCACAGAUGUUAAGUUUGGUAAGCACACCUAGUCAGCUCCUUAACCCUGCACAAACUGAUGUGAUGCCCUGUGAAUAUCUCUCUCUUGAUGCUAUGGAGCGAUGGAUCAUCUUGGGCUACAUGCUAAUACCUCAGACACUCCAGAAACCUCAGGCCCUCGAGUGCUGGACACAAGCAUUGCAAACUGGUUGGGCCAUUACUUUGUUCAGAGAUGAAGUGCUGCAUCCACAUUCAUAUGUCCAAUCCUUCUUAGAAACUAAAAAAGAGCUGAGUAAACGUAUAUCGGAUGUCAAGGAGAGCUAUUCUCAAGCUGUUACUCAUGCGCCACUCAUGCAUCGUGAGCGACGUAAAUAUCUCCGGACAGCCAUGAAAGAACUGGCCCUAAUCUUGACUGAUCAACCAGGAUUAUUGGGCCCCAAAGCCCUUUUUGUAUUCAUGGGCCUCAGCUUUUCAAGAGAUGAGGUAUUGUGGCUUCUACGUCACCAUGAGAAUCCUCCUCUACACAAAGUCAAGGGCAAGUCUGCAGAUGAUUUGGUUGAUCGCCAGUUACCAGAACUUCUUUUUCAUAUGGAGGAAAUCCGAGCUCUAAUCAAGAAGUACUCCCAGGUACUGCAGCGAUACUACACUCAGUACCUCUGUGGUUAUGAUGCUAUUGCUCUUAAUCAGUUGAUACAGGAACUGCAGAACUUACCAGAAGAAGAAUCAAUAAUAUUGUCUUCUAUGUGCAAUGAAAUUGGAAACCUCUCUGUUAAACAAGUAGAGGAAGGAACAUCAUUUGACUUUCGUGGCAUCCGUCUUGAUUGGUUCCGGCUACAAGCAUAUGCUACUGGUAACCGAGCUGGGUUGAACCUCAAGAACAAUCGGGAGUUAGCUGCACUCAUCAAUCAAAUUGUUUUCCAUACCAAGAUGGUUGAUUAUCUUGAUGAGAUGCUUAUUGAAACAUCAGAUCUUUCUAUUUUCUGCUUUUUUAGCAAACAGUUUGAAGACAACUUCCACAUGUGUUUAGAGUUUCCUGGCCAAAACCGCUACAUCAUCUGCUUCCCGUUAAUAUGUUCCCACAUGCAAGCUUGUACUCACGAGAUCUGCCCAGAAGAGAGAUACCACAUACGAGAACGAAGCUUGUCAGUAGUCAACAUGUUCCUGGAAGAGAUGGCUAAAGAAGCAAAAAAUAUUAUUACUACCAUCUGUGAUGAACAGUGCAUCCUCUCAGAUAAGCUCCUUCCGAAGCAUACAGUUCCUCUUCUAAUUCAUAAAAAGAAAGAAAAGAAAAAGAAAAAAGAAGACACAACAGAAGGACGACCUGGAUAUGAAAGUCAUAGGAAGACCAGGGAGGACCUGACCACGAUGGAUAAGCUCCAUAUGGCUCUGACUGAGCUCUGCUUUGCUAUAAAUUACAGCAGUCAAAUCCAGGUGUGGGAAUAUACUUUUGCUCCCAGAGAAUAUCUGUAUCAACAUUUGGAACAAAGGUUUACACGGGCCUUAGUUGGGAUGGUGAUGCACAAUCCUGACACCAAUGAGAUUGCUAAACCUUCAGAGCUAGUAGCUAGUGUUAAAACAUAUAUGAGUGUUUUACAGACAGUUGAGUAUUAUGUGCACAUCGACAUCACCCGAGUGUUCAACAAUGUCCUUCUGCAGCAGACUCAGGUUCAAGAUAGCCAUGGGGAGAAGACCAUCACAGCACACUACAAUGCUUGGUAUUCUGAAAUUCUCCUACGUCGUGUGAGUGCUGGCCACAUUGUCUUCUCCAACAAUCAGCGUGCCUUUGUCUCUCUCACUUCUGAGGGAGCCCAGCCCUUUGCUGCUGAAGAAUUCUCAGACAUAAAUGAGCUUCGAGCAUUAGCAGAACUUAUUGGACCAUAUGGCAUGAAGGCAUUAAAUGAAAAUUUGAUGUGGCACAUUGCUAACCAAGUUCAGGAAUUGAAGAAACUUGUAAUUCUGAACAAGGAAGUUUUGCUCUCCAUGAGAACAAAUUUUGACAAACCUGACCAAAUGAAGGAAUUGUUCAAGAAAUUGCAGCAGGUAGACAGUGUUUUGUCACGUAUGCAGAUAAUUGGUGUCAUCCUGUGCUUCCGAAAGUUGGCUCAGGAAGCGCUUGCUGAUGUUCUUGACAAUCGCAUUCCAUAUCUGAUGUCAUCUAUAGCUGACUUUAAGCACCAUGUACCCAAUGGAGAUACCAUGAUUGAGAACAUUAAGCUCCAGCUUGUGAAUGAGAUGUCCUCGGCUGCUGGCCACCCUUGUGAUGUUGACCCAGCACUAGUAAAUGUAUUACGGUCACAUAAAAGUGAGGUUCCAGAUGAAGAAUUUGUCAUCACAUGUCUAUUGAUGGUAUUUGUUGCUGUGUCCAUCCCUAAGUUAGCUCGUAUGGAUAGUACAGUAUACAAGACAGCAUAUGCUGCCCAUGCAAAUAAUUCACACUGCUUAGCCCAAGCUGUCAACACAUUAUUUGCAGCUCUCUUUACGUAUUGUGGACGGGGGCAAGAUAUUGAAGAAAGACUGAAAGAAUUUCUGGCGCUUGCAUCAUCAAGUCUUCUCCGCCUGGGUCGGGAGAAUGAUAAGGACGUUAUUAAGAACCGAGAUGCUACAUAUAUCCUGCUCCACCAAAUUGUAGUACAAUCUCCAUUCCUUACCAUGGACCUUUUGGAGGCAUGUUUCCCUUAUGCCCUCAUCCGGAAUGCCUACCACACUGUGCACAAAGCUGAGCAUUGAACCUCGCCUAUCUCACUGAUUCAUAAUGUUAAACCUGAGUUAUUAGUCACUUUUUGAGUCAUAGAGUUUAUAUAUUUCUUGUUUACUAGAAUGCUCAAUAUAUAUAUAUACAGUCUACAGUACAUGUGGAUGAUUUGUUCAGAAAACCAGAGUUAUAAAAUGUAUCCUUACUUGAGAAUCCUGAAUUGUGAGUAAGCAAUAUUUUUCAUAUCUCAUACUGAUGAUUUGUUCAUGUAGUUUAAACUUAUAACAGAUGUAUCAUGUAUUAUGUAUCAUCCUUUGAUGUAAAGUAGUACUGUACAUCUCAGGAUAAAAGGCAACUUAACCCCUAUAGCAGUGAGCAUGGGAAAACCUGUUCUGCCUGGCUUGAGUUUUGAAAAUAUAAAUAUAUUAUAUCUUUGUUUUUAGAGUCAUGGAAAUGACAUUCAUACAAAUUCAAGACUUUGUAAAUCAAUCGAAAAUACAUCACUGUAAUUAAACUACAGUUUGGAGAAUUUUGCAGAAAAAGGUAAAGGAAUUCCCCACAUCUGUAUUGUUAUGAGCUGGUCUUGGAACUAGUAGGCCAGUAGUCUUUCAACUUAACAUUAGCCAAAACCAUAUACAUUCCACUCAUAGUUGUAACAGGCCAUUUGUUCAGUCAUCACUAUCACAAAAAUCGAACAGUCCUUGGUAAGAUAUCAGUAGAAAAAUUCUUGUCUUAUCCCUUAGUUAUAGUCAUGGUAGAAUAUGUGAACUUAAAUGAAAUGCAAAGCACAUUUGUUAGCUGGGUGGAUCCCAUUUGGGAAAUAGAUGGUUAGAGGUCUGAGGCAUGUGGUGUCUGCAUGUCUUAGAAUUUGGCUUCAAUCUAAUGGCACAAAAAAUUUGAAGUCUGUAUGGACACAUGAUGCAGUUGUAACUUCUGUUAUUUGUACUUGUAUGUCAUUACUAUUUUAGGGGAUAAAUUAUUUUCACAUAAUGUUGGUUGAUGUUGAAUUGUGUUACUUUGCCUCACCAGCAUUUGCAAAGUGGGUGUGGUCAAAUAUAGAAUUGUCAGUAAGGAAAUCUGAACAAAAAACAAAGUACAAAUCUGAAGUGAUCUUUCUUGAAUACAGAAGUUCAGACAGAAAGUAAGAAAUUGUAUGCUGGAAAAAGUACUUGUUCAGAGUCAUAUUUAUUACACUGUGUUCAAAGAUAGUUUUAAUUAGUUUAUUACAUUAUUCACAAGACAAUAUUAGUUUCAAUUUUAGUUCAUUACUCAUGAAACAAUAUUGCCCAUCAUUAGAUUGAGCAUUCUAGUGUUACUUUAUUUGUAUAUACUGUAACUGCAUCAUUUGAAGAUUAAGUAUUAAGUCAAGAAUGGAAAAAGUUAUAGUAUACGUAUAUAAUUUAAAUGUAGGAAAAGUGAAUCUUGCUUCAGAAAGUAACAAGAAAUUAUCCCUAUUUUGAGAAUGUAAAGGAAGCUAAUGUCACCAUCAAAAUGGAUUUUUGUUUAUCUUACAGAAUUAUUUAUUAAUACUUGACUGAAGUGUUUCUCUUGACUACAGCCUUUUGUUGCCUUUGAGAGUUAUAUCUUGCAUUUUUCUUUUUAUAAAAAAAUAUUUGUAUGGAACAAAGCCAACUUUAAACAUAUCUUUUUCAUUAGUGUUCUUUUUAUAUACACUGUACUGUGUAUUUUUAUUGAACAGAAAGAACUUAUUCAGGAAAAAUAAAUAAAAACUUGUAAUGAGGUAUAUAAAAUCAUUCUUAGUUUGAUAAGAAUUUAAGCUUGCCAUUAAAUAAUGAUUUGUCCCAGAGAUCCAUAAAUCUUGGCUUCAUGAUUGAGGCACAGGACAGUGAGUGGCUCCUGGUUUCCAUGAUACAGUAGUACUUGUUAUUUAAUGGCAAAGGUAAAUCUUACAUGGUAUUUCUGAAUGAGGAUAUUAAGUUAUUAUGUUCUACAGGACACUCCAUUGCAAAAGUAUUUGAAGGCUGUAAAUAUAAUGUUAAAUCAGUAAGGAAAAUUUGGCAAUUUA